Trichomonas vaginalis G3 is the source of this 2034-nucleotide messenger RNA. RefSeq names its product vacuolar protein sorting-associated protein 52-like protein family. Gene Ontology annotation, biological process: Golgi to vacuole transport; retrograde transport, endosome to Golgi; endocytic recycling. The coding region runs from base 1 to 2034 and encodes 677 amino acids. Lineage: Eukaryota; Parabasalia; Trichomonadida; Trichomonadidae. Gene Ontology annotation, cellular component: GARP complex. The record is from RefSeq and is a predicted model, not a curated record. Gene Ontology annotation, molecular function: syntaxin binding. The transcript has a single exon.
AUGGAUGACAGCUUAGAUCUUGGCGAAUUAGAUAUUACCACAAAGGAUGUUGAUUUCGAUGAGAUGGAGCAGGAUAUUCAGAGAUUUGCAUCUGAACCAUCUGUUCGUAAAGUUCUCGAAGUUGGCGUCGAUCUACAAAACUAUUCUGCACAAAUCAAAAAAGAAUUAGACGAUAUUGAGUCUGCUUCAAUAGAGGAUUAUCUCAGACAAAUUCCAAGAGUUGAUUCACUUCAUGAAGAAAUUAUGGCUUGCGACAAAACAUUAGAAGCAAUGGAAGACCUUCUUGUAACAUUCAAAGGAUCUCUAGGUCAAUUAUCUACAGAAAUUUGCAGUUUACAAACUAGAUCUCAAGAAAUUUCUAUGAAGCUCGAAAACAGAAAAUCUUUAGACAAUUUCUUGGGCGAAUUCGCACGAGAAGUUGCAAUUACAAAAGAUUUUACAGAUGCAGUUACAAAUACUGAAGCUGGUCCAAAUUAUGUCAAAAUUAUUGUCGAACUUGGCAACAAAUUAAAAUUCGUGCAACGUCCCGAUAUAAAAACUACACCAGCUGCGCAUGAAACUCAUGCAAAAUUCGAGCAGCUUAAAGGAAGAGCUUCAGAAAAAAUCAGAAAAUGGAUGAACCAAGAGAUCACAAAAAUCCGCGACAACUUCCCAGAUGAUCAAAUGGCCAUCCAAAAUUCACUCCUCAGAUGCCAGCCCCUUAUCAAAUUCAUCAAAGAAUUCGAUCCAAGUACUGCUGACUCAGUCGAAAGCUAUUACGCAGACGUUCUUUCAAAACUUUACUUAGAAGUCUACAAGUAUACCUGCAAGAAUUCUCUCCGCAAAAUGGCUCAAAUCUCUAUGUCCCCAGAAACUAUUGUUCCUACAAUGCAAAGGGCAUUUUUCAAGAAGAAACUUGCUCCCGGUGAAUCCACCCUCUUCUUUUCACUCGGCGAACGUGAAAAACUUCUUGAUGAUAUUCUUGCACCUCCACAAGUCUUCGAAGAAGGCUCUUUCCCAAUUGAAUCACUUCUCCGCAGUGUAUACCAGAAGCUCAUCGACACUGUCACUGCAGAACAUGCUUUCGCGUCCUACUUUUUCGAUGAUGACAACAUUACAACAACGAUAUUUACGGCCACGACCAAAUAUCUCGAGAGCUUUUUCGAUGAGCUCCUUCCACGUAUAACCGAUCCAAUCUGCACCAUUCUCCUUCUCCGCAUCAUACAAGCCGAGAAGAACGAAAUGAGCCGCAGGAGAUGUUUCAAAAUCAACACACAUCUCCAAACAGUUGCAAAGAAACUUGCUGACAGAUUCCAUGCGAUUUGCAACAACAACAUUCAGAGUUUGGAGCAGUGCGAUCCUGUUGUUUUCAUGGAAAAUGAACAAACAGCACAUCACGCGAAUGCAAUGACAAAGAGAUUCUCCGAAUUCGCACGUUCUCUUUCAUUACUUCUUGAUGACGAAGUUGCGGAAAUUGCUGUUCCUGAUAUGCAUGGAAUUUCUGCUUCUGUCAUUGAUCUCCUUGAAAGAACAUCGAAAGAGUUCAAGACUGUUGAAUUGAAUGUCAUUUUCUUGAUCAACAACUACUGCGCGAUUCUUGCAACGAUGAAGACAAUUGAAGGAUGUCCUCUUCUUGAAUUAUUCGAGCAGAAAUAUGUUGAUUGCGUCGAGCAUUUCGUUGACUUGCAGUUGUCAUUAAACUUCAAGGAUUUGUUCAACAUCGUAAGGAAAGCAUUUCAUAAACUUGAUUCUCAAGAACCAGUUAAAAUUGAUGUUAUCGAAAAAGAGCUUAAGGAAAUCGCUCUUGAUUUCAAGGAUAAUCAUGUUGACAAAGUCAAGAAAAUCGCUGAACUACAGUUCCAUAAGUUUGGCGACUUUAAUUCUGCAAGAGAAAUUCUUAUGCAACUUGCAAAGAGAUUAGUUUUGUACUGGGCUAAGUUUGACCAGCUUUGCAAGUCAACAAUUAAGGGUCCUAUUCCUCCAUGGCUCCAGAAUAUUGUUUCUCCUCAACAAGUUGUAUUAAAUAUCCGCCCAAUCACUGAGUCUUUCUGCUAA